AGGACCACUGCCCCAAAAUGAGCAUAACAGAAUUACUAUAGGCUCUACAUAUAUUGAACUAAGUUCCGAUAGAGAAGAGAACAUUUUUUCCAUGAUCACACCUUAUUUUGCGAGGCCCUUUUUCUCGCUUUUCAAAGGUUUUUCUUUUCCUGAAGAGUACUGCUUUGACUUUCUGGUGCGACCUUUUUUUCUCUACCGUCUACUUACGAGGUCUUAUGUCGUAUUUUUGUUGAUCUAAGCACUUUCUUGGCUUUCGCAUUAGUCCACGACGCAGCGCGCAGAUAAAUAGGAACCUGAACAAAUUUAAUCCUGUCCUUUAUGACCUCAUAAUAUCAGUGCGAAGUAGUUUUCACUCUGUGCUUAUUUGUUUCGAUUUUUUUGUCACACAAGUGAACAACAUUUUACCACAUCACGCAUAGCACAUCAACAUCGCACAUGAACUACAUGAUAAAAAAGAUGGCGAGUAACCUUUUCGGACAGGGCCGGAGAGCCAAGCACGACAAGUUGUUCCUGAUUUUUAUGCAGCGGCUCUACUUGUGCCUCGAACUCGAUCGAAACAACAAGUUCUGCGUCGAGAAUUGUUAGUCUUCCGCAUCGUCCGCGACGGCACCUGCAGCCAUGGAAAAUGUAUCUGCGGACAUGGUGAAAAAUUACCAGGGCCAUUUAGGUCGUGAUGACGAGGACCACAACGGCGAACAACCCGAUGCGAAAAAACAGCGGAGAGAUCAUGAUCUUCGGCACGUGUAUUCCUCUUCCAAUUCCUCCCUUCUUGGUGGGGCGUCCUCGUCCGAUUUGGCGGGUAGUGGAAAAGACGCGUACGAGCAGGACUUUCUGCUAACGCACCGAGGAAAAGAGAAGGUGUAUGGCAGACGAGGCAAGGAAGAUGGUUCUACCUCGGCUACGGCUACGGGUCGUGUCGCACGAGGAGCCCCCCGACGGGAUGAAGAGGAAUCUCGUACAGGAAGAAGUGGAAGCAGCAGGUACUGGGCAGCUAGUACUCAAGACCACAAACGUGCUGCACGAGAAGGAAAAAUAUUACCAGCUGGUGCAGGAGACGAGUCUCACGCCGCACGAGAGGUCGUGGACCACGAUGCGAAAUCCGCCGGCGCCACUUCGAGAGUUUCCUCCAAAAUCUCUUCCCGCCAGAAAAUGUUUGCGCAACAAAUGUUGAAUAUGCGGGGGCAGCCUGGACAAGUACCCGCUCCGUCUUCCCGCAGCUGGUACGACAAUCUCUCCUUGUACCGCUACGAGGCCCUGUUUGAGCGGGUAGCGCGGGACCUGGAAAACAACAGAAUUACUGGCAUUGUGCCGGACGACGCGGUCAUUCAAGACGAUCUGCACACGCAGCCGGGAAGCGAGAACAGCUCGGUGAAAGAGGAAGACGGCCUGGAUGUUGGCAGCGUGUCCGCUACGGAGGAGGAAACUGUUGAAACUGGUGCUAGAAAUGAUGUCCUCGUAGUACGGGAUCGUCAGCUUCCUCCUGGCGAGGAACAAAUGAGAAACAGUACAACUAACGAGCCCACGUCGAGAGCGGUGAGUCAGAGCCGGAACAUUGAAACCCCUGGAGGAGGUCCCCCGCACAAUCAACAUGACGGCUCAGAAAUGUCCCCGGAGGAACUGGCCCGGUUGAGGAGACUGAAGAAGCGAACGCAAAACCGGAGCAAAGAGUUCCGUUUGGACAAAAACACGAGAUCCGGAAGUUCCGACUUAUUCAACAGGUCCAACAGCAUCAAAUUGCAAGGUCUCAUGCGGAACAAAAGCAGGAGCACAACCAACAGCGAUUAUAAUUUCUUGACAAACCAACUUGCUGUCGCGACAGGUGGAGGUGGAGCACAAUAUCGAGAACCAGCGAGUGAAGAUUUCCCCGACUUGCUUUCCAGGUCGGGAACGGAUUUGGAUGUGAGGCAGACGGACAUGUUGACGCGGAGCGGCUCGAAUCUGAGUCUGACUGCGGGAGGAGAACAUCAUGGGCUGCUCCCGCAGAGUGGUUCUUCCGAUCGCGCUGGUAAAGUGCCAAAGAAAAGCAAUAAGCAUAAGCUGAUGAGGUUUCCCACGAAUUUUCAAGCGCCGGUGCUGGGGUUGGCGAUUUUGCGGUAUGACGACGAAGACCAAGAUGAACAGGAGGAGGAUCAUGUCGGCGAGCAUGAGCAAACAGACAGGAACGAUGUUGCAGCUCCUUCCCGGCAAGAAAUGACACAGAGUGCUGGCAGUGGCACACCCCCCUCCGAUGCCUUGUUUUCCUCCGGAACUUCCGCAGAUGUUGCGGCCCAGCAAGAUGUGGACGUGCACACACUACAACAAAGCAUAACUGCGACGAAUUGUGACGAGAAUGCCACCAACCUGGUUCCCACGGUGAACUCCACCGAAAGUACCAGUUUCAACUACUCCAAAUCGUCACAAAAACCGCUCAAAAUGGGUGUUGCAACUCCCGAAGACGACAAGGGUUGUGGUCUCAAACCGCAGUCUGUGUAUGACAUUGUGGACCUCUCCUCGACUCCUGGGUUUCUGAUCGACGAGUAUCAACAUGGCAGUAUGGAAGGAAUAAUGCCCAGCGACGUAGAGGAAAAGAAGAAGCACAUGAAGAACUACAGUUCGGAUAUAGAUAAAAAACCGACCUCUAGUAUCUCUUCAACAUCUCCUGAUGAUAGCGCCGACCUUUGUUCGCGAGGUAGAGUUAGCACCGAACUCUCAGAGGGACCUGACGAAAGCGCCAGAAGUAGUGUCUCCAAGGAAGUAGGGCAAGAGAUGAUUAUAAGCGACACGACAAACACGCCUGCUGGGACAACUGGUAGCACGACCACAACUACAUCCGGCCUUACAGACCCCGCGGCUGUUGCGGCACCACAUCUAAAAUCCACUCUUCUCUCCACGAAUCUCGCGCCCCAAAACGCGUUCGACUUCAGCCUCCGGUCUGUUUCCGCUCCGGCAAACAAGCGAAGGCUGUCGACGCCUCGCAGGUCCCGACCGGACAGCGAGCUGACGCGCACCUACAGCCGAAAAUCGGUAUUCCGCAUGCACAGCCUGAUGCGGCAAGACAGUUUGGCCAGCGGCAGGAGUACCAGUAGGCCCGCGUCCACUACAGGAGCAUUAGCCGAGGUUGACCCGAUAAAAUCGCUCACUUUCGGAGGCUUGGGACUGAAUUUCGCAAGUGCUGAACAAGCUGCAGACUCCAGCACUGGGACCAUAGGAGCGUUUCUCGCGAACUCCGCCCCUGGUAGCGGGACCAUGAGCGGUAGUUACACGACCGGAGUUGGAGAUCAUGAUGCCUACAACACACAAGAACACGCAUUCCCAGACCAGCCGAACACCUGGCAUGGCGGCAGUGCGCGAUUCGAGCGGCAGCUGGUGGAUCUUAACGCGCUUUUCGAGCACCGAGAAGAGGACGAGGAGGGAAAAAUCGUGAGUAGAUCGGGUUCACAACUCGAAGGCACGACGACGCAGCUGGAUGAUAAAAGUAGUGCAGGAACAAGCACUACUUCGGGAAAGAACAUCCUCGCUAAGCCUGUAUCAGAAGAAGCUGUACAACUAUCACCAGUUGUAUUGCCUAAUAACGCAAACGUCAACGGGUCUUCUCCCGUCGUCUCCGACAAACGGGACGUUUCGACUGCGACGAAUAGCACCGCGGAAGUGAUGGGCGUGGUCUCCACUUCUCCGUCCGAGACGAGUAGCGCAACCGCAAGCCCAAUUUUUCACAAGAAAAUUGUCGCGGUUCUUUCAUCCCAGCAGCAGACGCCAGCUGCAGUAGAUGAUGUCGGUAAGAGCACAACAUCAGAUAAUGUUCUUGCCAACUCGCAGCAGCUUCUUUCCCCUGUCAUCGAAAAAACAACCUCACUCGGAACAACUAGCACAACCGUUGUUCAACAAAAUUCUCCGGCGUCCUAUGGUGGUGGUAGUGGUCCUCAGCUCCUUCUUGACGGGGGUUUAAUCGGAGGACAUCAAGAUGAACUGGCGCAAACUAUCGUCCCGCAAGGCGUCGUGGCCGCGCAAGCAAACGCCACGCCCGCGGCGGACUACCCGCUUGUGCUCGAAAAGGUCCAGGGGCUAACGCCGGUGGUGGUGUAUGAAUGCAGCGUGGUAGAAGAAACAAACCGGAAGCCGUUUCCCGACGAGGUUUUGAAGGCCUUCGCGACCAGCUUGCAAAAGCUGAACAACGACGACAAUGUGGGCUUCAUUUCCGGCGAAGACGGGUUGAUGUCCAGCCUGCAGGUCUUAGCCCACCAAGUGACGAAAAAGCCCUGCUGCAUGUCGCCGCUCCUCCUAUUGCCCACGUACGCGCGCUGCUACCGCCCGGGUUCGAAGUUUCUGAUCUGUACCGUGGGCUUGGAAAACGACUCCGUGUAUCUGAACAUUGCAGAUUUGGCGGAGCGCGCCGGGUACACGGAGCAAAGGUUCCGCGAUUUGUUUCUCAUCGAACGGUUCGAAGACAUCUUGCUGCAGUCCCAGGAUGAUUUGGAAAAGCAGGGGGAGAUGAUACUGGAUCGGAUCUGCUCCAAGUUCCGGGGCAUCUUUCGAAGAUCGACAGCAAACGGCAACUCAAUCCUCACCCAAGAACAACUCCCGGAAGCACAAGCAGAAGGUCCUGGUGCAACAGGCGCCGCCAUCCCGUUAUUUCCAAGCGUUAGAUCUACUUCUGGGAGCAGAACGAGCAUUGGUGCGGCGGAUGGUGCAGGUGGAGUAGUACAACCAGGUGAAAUGGAAAGCGAGAAUGCUGCUAAAACAAAAGCAGGCAUCGUGCGAGCAAGUGAAAGACCCGGGGGCGAGGGGGAAAAUAAUAAUGAACAAGAACAUCAACCGCGGAAAACAACAAGAUCGUUGUAUCACAGUGAAAAAUGCCCCCCACACCUGAAAUUGCAACAAUUUGUGAUGCGAAGUUUCCAAAUGAAAGCUUUUUGUCAUGCAUGAAAGGAGUAAGAAUCUUUCUGAUGCAGAUUCUAGUCGUGUUUCGCAUCGCUUGCAUGACAAGCACCGCUCUUGCUGGGAUCUUUUGCAAUACAAAUUUUUGCUAUUCACGAUCGGAAAUCUGUGAUGCUGAUACACGCAAGAGGGCGAGUGUUUCACUUGGAAAGAUUUGCAAUACAAAUGCUUUCAAGUUCGGGGGUGGGGGCAUUUUUCAUUGUAAUACGUUGCCCCGUUGCUCUGGAAUUUUUGUCGAGUGUGCGGAAAUGAUAUUGUGAGGAAAAAUCCCCCCAUCCCAUAUUGAAAGCCUAUGUUUCUGAAAAUUUGUCUUGCUGAUUUGAGGUCACAAAUCGCAUUCGUCUUGCAAGAAGACAAGGUGAGAAGCUUCCGCCUCAUUAUGGAAGCGGUUUGUCAUGCUGUUGGACCUAAAGGGGAGCCGUUUGCCAUGCUGAACAACUAGACCAAUACGCCCCUACCGAGCCGGGGGAUCUGGCCGCAAUGCCUCUCUGCAUCACAAAGCUGAAUUGUGUACACAAAUCCAGCAUCAGAAAUUCCGUUUUGAUAUGGGGAGGGGGUAUUUUUCCUUACGAUAAAUGACGGUGCACAGUGACCUGUUGAGGGAGGAGCUAGGGGUCCCUGUGUGGGACAUGGUGUCUCUUUCCCACGCUUUGAUGCUCGGGUAUUUGGAAAACCCUCUUUUUGGCAGACUGGGCUGGCAGGUCCACGGGAGUGGUGGCACUGCGACUGCUCCAGGCCUUGUUCUGACGCAGGAUAUGCAGCCACAACAACUCAAUGACCUGAACGCAGCUGGUGGUGAAGGUUCAGAGGAGUUGCUGUCCGAAAUAAAUGCUGCUGACAACGACAAACCGGUGCACAACGAACCCUCGGUGGACGAAAAUUAUUCCAUUGUUCCAGACACCACAACGAUGACCACUGGCGCUGUUGAUGUCGACCAUUUGGUGAGGGUGAACAGACGGAAGAGCAUCACUAGACAUUUCUCCGUGGCAGGCAGCAGUUUUGUUCACCAAAAGGACGACCAAGUGGAACAAAAUCAUCUACUUCAUCUUCAAAAUGUUGAACUAGACUUACGACCCUCUGUUGCCCAGCUCGCUUCCUGGGCUGGGAACAAACUAGUCGACGAUGAAGACAGAGCGUGCUACGCUGCGCAGCGGGACCAAGUGAAGGCCCUGAUUGAUUACAUCUUGGCGGAGAAUAGGAAGCUUGUGUUUGAUGCUGCGACCUCUAGGCCACGGACGGCGAGUGGCAACGUGAUCAAUCCGGUAGUUAAGCUUUUGCCGGAAAGCGCCACGUUUUUGAGCACAACGAAAAAACAGCUGACCAAUUAUGCAGUAGAUGCAGGAGUGCAGCUGUCCUCCGACGUUGUUGAUCAUACGUCGCAAGAAGUAGGAGGUGCGGCCAACACUUCUUCUGCUACUCCUGCACCUCCAACAUCUUCAGCCACUACAACUUCCUCCUUUCAGCACCCGGCGCUCGGGUGUCUCCGCCUAGACUCUCUGUACCGCCCCGCCGCCGGGGAUGUGGCCGACCCGCGGUCGCACGAGUUCGCUUUGGUGAAUCGGGUGGUUCCUGGAUUAACUUUCGAAAUGUGCCGGUCGGGCACCUUAACGGCGGAGGUGCGGCGGAACUUUGCCCGGGCGGUGAAGUAUCUCGACAAGCACCCGCAGGUGAAGGUGAUAACCGGGGAUUGCGGGUUCAUGAUGUUCUUCCAGGAACUGGCGCAGGCGUUUACGCGCAAACCGGUGUGCAUGAGUAGCUUGAUGCUGAUCACGGGGCUGAACCAAUUCAUCCACCCGGACAAGCAGAUCGCGAUUUUGACGGCAAACUCCACGGACUUGGAGGAUUUGAUCCCCGUCGUGUCGCGCGUUUGCGGGGUCGGAUUGCAGGCGUUCGAGACGGAUUUGGUGAAGGAAAACCGAGAUUUGGCGAGCUUCAUCUCGGCCGCAAGCUCCCAGGCGAGUUUUAUCCCGAGGGGGUUGAUGGGGCCAGGAUGGGGUGCUGCACCAGGAGGGCCUCCAAGAACGCCGAGUGCGAUCAGCGUAAGUUCGGCGACUGCAGGUGGUGGAGCUCCAGGAGUUUCAGCCAGUGCAGCGGUGGUUACGACCUCCCAGCAGCCAACGCAGGAUACGGUUUUUGAGGGAAAAAUUCUGGAAAUCGGAGCAGCUUCAGACGGGAAAGACAAGCUGAGCAGACCACAUGCGCAACAUCAAGACUGGCAGGAAAAGCAUGACGUCGAGAACCAGAUGUACCAGCAGAGCAUGCCAGACCGUGAUCUUCCAGCACGUGAAGGAGUAUUGAACAAUCCGCCGUCGCAGCUGGCGCAAUCCUGUAAGACCCCACCUCUUAUUGAAGAAAAUAUUACCCUCGGGACGACACCAAUUUCAACUCCGGGUAGAGGUGGUGCCAGGAAAAAAGUAGAAAAAGGAGCUCCUAAAAGUACUGCCUCCGCAAGCAACCCGCUUUCCCGCACCCUUUCCAACUCUUCUGACCGAUCUACCUCGAGGAUAAACAACAAUAACGCCAGCAAAAGUGAUAGUGGUUCUACUACUGCCAAAAAUAAUUAUGCGGCGGAUCCAAGUUUCCUCGACGCGGUUGCGACGAAAUUGAAAUCAGAACUGGGACAGCAACUCGUGGAUGAAUUUUACAACAGUUUAGGGACGAAUGGGAGCGACGAUAAAAUCUUCACACCGGACGAGCAGGGCGACCCGGUGCAGCAGCUUUCGAAUGCGAUAUUACCUGAUCAGAAGCAAAACCUGUCAAUAUCUUCCGCAUCAAAUUCAAAUUCUCAGUCGGCCGGCGGCGGCACCAGCGAUGAAGUAAGUUUGAAUUCCUCUUCGAAGAUGAAGAAGAAGGCGCUGCGUCGCAUGGACUCACCGAUGCCGGAAAGUUUCGUAAAGCAGACGUCUUCGUCUACUACUUUCGGGUCUUUCCGCUCUAACAUUUCCGGCGUGGUGGUCCUAAACACAGCAGGUGGACAAGAUCAAGAACAGCGCCCGACGUCAAACUCUUCAGGAGAUUCGCUUCGUGUGCCGGCCUCGAGCCCGAGGGACGACGUUGAUGAGGAGGACGAUCAUGAGGGUGUACUAGCACUUUCUCUACUUCGUUCUCAAAAUUAUUCCACGACCAAACUGGGUAGAUCUUCAAAGCAGGAGGACAUCCAGACUACACUUUCCUUUUUAGCCGGAGGAACGAUCUCAGGAACUGCGACCUCCUCAAGCAGUCUCUCAGGUGCUGGGACGAGCACCAGCAAUACGGAACAAGAAUAUAUCGCCGCGAAGACCAAAUCCGAAAGUUCCUCGUCGACUGCUCCUCCUAAAAAUAAUGUAGUAGUGGUUCAUGCGAUGCAAGAUCGAGAAAUUCUCGAGGAGCCAUGCCCGGAUGCAGAAGUGAAUCUUUCGUUGGCGAAGCAGGAGAAAGAAAUGAUCAACAGUAGCAGUAGUUCUACAAACAAUAAAUCCGCCGACCCGUUUGUCCGCAACAUGCUGACGGAGGAGGAGGAGGAAACGAUGCUGAUCAAAGGAAUCCUCUCCCGCUCCACCUCUCUCCAGGCCGCCGAUGUCUUCGGCGAAAAGCCAACCACCAUGCGAACGCUGAAGCAGCUCGCGGCGGAUAGGACCACUAGUCCCUACGACAGUCCGGGGGCUGGGCAGCUGGUUCGCCAAGGCGGCGCUGGGGGAAGUAGCAGUGCAAAUAUGUUUACAACUUCUCCCGGCGGAGAAACCCCUCCGUCCGAAGAGGACGAUAUCGUGCCGAUAGAGAUUGGGAACAGGAACACGAGAAGUACAGAGAGUGCUAGUAACAAAAGUAGGUCCACAGGAAAUCGUCCCACUACACGAGCGUCGUCCACGACCCCCUCCCACAAAGGACCCAGUCCUGGUCACAGUGACUCGUCUGUCGGGCGGGCUACCGGGACCGUACAUGACGGUGAUUUCAGUUGUCCCGCUGACGCAACGACGAACUCAGAAGAGGACCACGCAGCUGCUUUAGUACGGACGAGUACAACAGUGGACGAGAAUAAAGGGGGUGUUGACAUCAAGGAGAAGUACAGAAAAAGGAAGAACCUAUCCUCGACCGCCGGUUAUGCAAAAAAUAAAAAUCCCGAGAUAUACAUCAACACGAGCGACGGCCAAGGCUUCAAGUACAUGCCGAUGCCACCUGCCGAUAAUAAUUUCAGCGGCACAUCAGGCUCCUGCGAUACUUUCUCCGACACGAAGACGCCGGACUACUUGCCGAGCCCGCCUUUUGAGCCGAUGCGCGUGCCAAGACUGACCAAGGAAGAACGGGAGUUCUCGUUAGAUCCCUUCACCAUGUCUGACCUUAGCUUCUCGACCACUUCCAAUUCCAUUUCCGCCUACACGACAAAUUCCCUUUUCUCGCAAACGAACCUCACGAAUUACAAUUCCCAAAUCAUCAACCCCAAUGUAGCUGUGAGUCCACGGGGCGGGGGCGGGCCGCCGUACGAAGCCAGCACGACCAGCAGCGGCCGCCCCAACACCACUGCCUCGGGGGCCGGCUCCACAGCCGGGACUACGAGGGGUGUGGUGGCGCGGCGGCCAGACUUCCCCGAGGAGCGGAUCGAGGAAGAUGUGGACAUCGCUUACUCGGGUCUGAAGAACAACGUGCAGAGAUACGAUAAGUUUAAUGACAUUGCGCGGGUGGACACAAAAAAACUACGAGCAGUAGAGAAGCUCCGAAGUGUAGUCGCCGGUCCUGCUUCACCAUGUGGGAGUUGUGACAACAAUAUGGAUGAUCAUGUUGCAGUUGCCGGCUCAGGCUUAUCUUCUGCUGCAGCUGGCUCCUCUUCGACGUCGAAUAUAUCGCCGCGGGGCGGGGUUGACAUGUUUCAGCCUGGGAAAUUGUUUGAAAAGGUGAAGCUGCAGGAAAACGCCACUCUCAAAUUCGAGAACAAGGGGCUCGUGGUCGGGGACGUUCAACAUCUUGACAACGAAAUAGAUUGCAAGGACAACAACAGCACUUCUACCCAAGAAGACCCUCCGCACGACACCGUUAUUACGCCGCAGCGGAAGCAACUUCAGCUCAUGAUGCCGGGGUUCGAUACCGCAGAGAGCUCUUUUGUUUCAUCUAGUACCGGCGCAGGGGGAGAUACAACUGAUACAACUGACUUGUUGUUCCCUAACUACGUAACCGGGAAGAAUAUGAAACACACUACAUGCAGCACCGCGACUGAGGCCGACGUGACGCCCAGCAUUGUCGCCGGGCGGGUGAGCGUUUCCGAGAUCGACGAAAUCGACCGAAGAAGAGCGCACCAGAAGGGCUUUAGCAGCGAACACCCGCUCGUGAUUCUGGAUCGCGAGGAGGCCGCGCGCAGAAACGCGGCGUUGCCGACCGGCGGCAUGAUUGACCCGACCCGUGACUUGCCGUUUGCAUUCAGUCCGCACGGGAGAACGAGGGCUGAUCAAGUCGACCAGCAGCAGCAGCAGCCGGGUGCUGGCACUGUUCCUUCUUCGCUGGAAAGCAGCUCCUCAUUAUUUCGGGGCAACAAUGUGGAGAAUCCGUUCGCGAAUUUGAUGAUCAAAACCACUUUUGGCGGUGGGAACAAGACGAAGACUCCUGACGCAGUUGAUGUCCGAGCUGCUUCUACUACAGUUGUUCUCUCGCAUCAAACCACGAGUAAAAAUAGUACUGCGAUAGAAGCGCUUGCUGGAGCUACCCCUGCUUCUGAGGACACGACCAGCACUAAUCAAGUAGACAAGCGGCUCGAAAGUUACAAUAGCACAGGCACAGCAAGCUCCGUUAUAGGCGCUCCGGUAGGUGGAGUUGUUGGUUCUGCUGCGUUCGUCCCUCGUGUACUUUCUUCCCCGCUGGCCGGCGUUACUCCAGUGCAUGAACAAGUAGAAGAUGCAGAGUCGCAUGACGAGGCGCAACAACAGCACGUAGAGUCGCCGCUACACCAGACGAGAACCGACCUAGGGGUCAUAAGAUCAGUUGGAAAUUAUAACACCAAGAACAGCCCAGAACAAGAAGUUCAGAACAUCAACAACAACCCCAGAACCUCCAACCGUCGGUCAACCUUUUCGUCCUCCGACGACAUCCCCUGCCUACCCCGGACCAGCGACACGACGGGUAGCAAGGUGAAUUCCCCCAGUUGGGCUAUCACGACCGCGGAGAUCCUCGGCGUGGACGUGGCGACAGACAUUGGGCUGCAAUCAGAUUACACCGAUGACGGGUUUUCGCCGGGGGAAAAAGCGGCGUUGCAGGUUUUGGUGCUGGAGAAGGGCGGCUUAGCGGCAAUCACCGAAGAUCAGGCGCUACCCGACGAUUUGCCCGUGCACAUGACUUAUCAACUGCAAAAAUGUCUGGGUCUGGAAGAUUGCAACUUGUCAUGCUAAAUCUGAAGCAUGCAAAAAUCUGUGUUGCAUGAUUACCAAAAGUCGUCCAGUUUUAACCAAGUCGGGAGGGAGUUUCUCAUGCAGGAUAGGCAUGAGAGAGAUCGCAUAGAAUCUGUCAUGCUAGGUCCUGCAUUCCAGACCUCAUGGGUCAUGGAAAAGCUGCGUGACAAAUCGCGCAUUCUUCCAGACCCAGACUCUUUUACAUUUGAUAUGACAACCAGCCCGGCGAUUCCACCGUUUAACCCGAAGAUGAACAAUAUGACUGCCCUGCAGCCUGGAUCAUUAUCUUGGACAGGUCGUGGUGCAGCCAACAAGGAUUUCGAUGGUGCUGCUGGCAAUAUCGAAACUACCUUCAACAUUCCGAAUGCCUUGAUAGAACGAGAGCAUCAACGGGAAGUAGAGCACCACAUGCUAAUCGAAGAGCAAGCUUUUAUAGAAGACCCGCUCUUUCAUCUUACAAAUACAAGUCCGCCGCCGGGUGAUCUUCAGAUGCUCCACAUGAUGUCCUCACCAUCCUCCCCACCGUCGCUCGCUCUAUUGUCCAAAACUCCGAGCGAGCAGGCACGGGACGCACACUUACGGGAAUUUUUAGCGCGGAACCCGCACGAGCACGAACUGGCCAGACGUCAGCGUACGGACUCGCAGCAGGACCAAACAAUUGCCGAAACAGGUCGGAUCGCCGACUUGCCUGGGGGUGGAGCAGGAGCAGGGAACAAUAAGGAUGAGGAUGAAUUUUCUGGUCACCACGAAAUAAACAGUGGCACGCAACAACUUCCGGGGCAGCAGACGAGUGGGAACAUGCAACUUCUGGACCCCAGAGUUGCCCUGGGAACGACAAGUCGAGGCGCUCCUAUUUCAUUUCCGGGUCAAGAUGACGCACCCAAGGAUCAUGCGCAGGAGCAGGUGGACCGCAAGAACAGCAGCAACAUGCUGUCUAGAACUUCUUCUGGGCCGCACAAUGUUCAUGAUCAGCAGCAGCAUCACAGCACGUUCAUUUCACAUCCCUCCACCACCAUCCACUACCCUUCCCUGGCGUCGACGGAACGCGGGGGAGGUAAUAAUUUGUUGCAAAAGACGAAGUCGAACUUGUCCGUUGACAGCUACUCCGACGCAGAGACGAUUGUGCCCGGACAAGAAGGUCCAAGCUCCGGGGGAAUAUUAAACAACAACGAUUAUUCCAACGUGAAUUACCACCUGCAAAGUGUCGACGAACUGGUGGAGCGCGCGACUGGGCAGGCACUGUCUCCGCAUAGCAGCUCUCGUCCUGGGAGCCGGGAAGCCUCGCAGAUCAGUGCUGCAACAGCUGGGGGAAAUAAAGGGAAAGACCUACCAUUAGCUGGCGCAAAUAAAGGACAACAGAUGACAUCACGAGAUGCAGCCAAGACCAAGAGCAAAGACGAUUUACUUCUACUCGGCAGUACUUCUGAGGGUGCCGUAGUAGAGCAGUUGAAGCACGACGAGAGCCAGCACGCGAUAUUCAAGGAAGAGCAAGACGAUGUCGACAAUGUCCUCGCCACGGGCACGGUUAAUUACUGGGGCACGCUACUGGGUCCGAGUUCGGAGAUGGUCCGGCAGGCACGGUUUGUAGGACAGAACAAGCCGCUGCAGGAUUUUUUGUUGGAAAUUGAGCAAGAGAAAGAACAGAUGUUGGUGAAAUCCAAAUCACAUGACGAGAAUUUUGCUGGUGUAGCUGAUCUUCAGGGCGAGCAUUUACACGCUACGCCGAGCAGAAGUCCUAGUGCCAGCCCGGCAGUUCCUGUAGUUCCACCCUUGAAUCAAAGCCAAAUGAAACUGCUGCCCCGGACCGUUUCCACGCAGAGCAACACUACGGCUGCUGGUGGUGAUAUGGAUGUGUCAGAGUUGAAAUCGACAGAGUUGAAAUAACUUGUAAUGCAUGAAAUCGAUACCAGUCGGAAACCCAAUUUCCAAGCGGCGCAUGACAAAUUUGAGUAGAGCCGAAAUCCAGUUUGUCAUGCUCUUCGGGUGAGACAGAUGCCUUUUGUCAUGCUACUUUAGCAGCUCUAUUUCUACCCCGAAACAGGCUUACAAUCUGCCUCCUGUGCCUACUCUGCAAGACAGGCAUUUUCUUUGGUGCAUUUUAUGCAUGACAAACUAUUUCAACUUUGACGAUUUCAAACCUGACGCUUCCAUAGGUGACCUGCACCAAACUGCCCUCCAACGCCAAGUGUCUGGCCUGGAACUGAUGCUUGGAACUUCUAUCAAAUGUAAAAAUGUCUGGGUCUGGAAGAGUGCGCGAUUUCUCAUGCAGCUUUUCCAUGACCCACGAGGUCUGGAAUGCAGGACCUAGCAUGACAGAUUCUGCGCGAUCUCUCUCAUGCCUAUCCUGCAUGAGAAACUCCCUUCCGACUUGGUCAAAACUCGACGAUUUUUGGUAAUCAUGCAACACAGAUUUUUGCAUGCUUCAGAUCUAGCAUGACAAGUUGCAUUCUUCCAGACCCAGACAUUUUUACAUUUGAUAACUUCUACACAAGGACAAGAUCACCGACUACAGCACAACGUCUAUGGUUCCACCUCAUCACUAUCCGCUCUGUACCAGCAUAUCCCGGUUGCGGCGCCAUCCAGUGCAGGAGCAGCUGGCGCAGCUCAUCUUGGCGAUCACAGUUACAACCCCUAUGAUUUUUCCCUGUCUCCGGGUGCUUUCGGACCACCAGCCGCGACGGUUAUUCCAGCGAACCUGAACAUCGGUGACCCCUACCCGACGGACUUCACCAGCAUGCCACUGUCCCCGACGGCCAUUCUGGCUUACCAAAGACAGAAAUUUAUUGGAGGUUCCUCCCAACACUCCGUUUCCGGAGAAAGUUUGAAUAGCUUCGGCCGGUCCACGCAGGUGCGGGGCGGGGUGACCACAGGAGCAGCUUCUUCCGUCGGAGGGGGAACUGCUCCUGGCCCACCUUUUGCUGGUUUGGUCCGCGCAGGGACAGCAGGAGCAUCGAAAGGAGCUCUCUCGGAUGCAGGCAUGACAAACUACACCGGUUACACUGGAGGUUUGCAGUACAACCCGGCCGCAGCACGCGAAUCCCAAGUCACUACUCCGAGAUACACCUAUGCGGGCUUGUCGGACCAGAUCAACAGCGUGGGUCCGCAUUUUGGCACGGAGCUUUCGCACCUGCAAAGUAGAGCCUUUUCCACGGAGGUCCAUUUGGGAGGAGGUGGGCAACAUCUUGCAGGUACUACAGGAGCAGCUCCUGGUGGCGGUGCUGCUAAAACGAGCACGACAUCGCAAGUUGCUGCAGUAGAGCCGGUCGCCCGGCAUAUUGACCGGCAGCGGUUUGUGGUGAUGGGCAUCGAGGACUUGCCCAACUUCGACGGCAUUUCCAAGGGCUACCCGCUGCAAUUUCACAACUGCGAGGAGUUGCUGAUCCAGAAGAUCCAGCGGCUGAUGGACGCGCAUCCGGACAUCGACUGCUUUCUGGUCGAGUGCACGCAGUUGCCAAUGUUUUCGGAUUCCCUGCGGGCGUUGUUCCAAAAACCGGUGUACGACAUCACUUCCGCGGCACACAUGAUGAUGCUGGGCUUCCAAACCACGCCGAAAUGUGACGACGAGCUGUACAAAAUUGAGGACGCGCAGCCGUACUGCUUCGGGAUGGAACUGGGCGCGAAAGACCGGAGGAAGUGCCUGGAAUUGCAACGGUUUCGCGAUUUGUUCGACGAGGCCGGGAUUCCGCUCGAUAAAGAUGCUGAAAGUGGUGAUGAAGCGGAGAACGAAACAAGGAGGGACGACAGUCGAGCAGGCUUCUAGCUGUAUUUUUUGUAUUAACAACAACACGAUAAAAACUGGGAUUAGAACAGGAACCGGAAGAAGCUAUAGCAUGUCGCUUAUUUUCUGUUGAACAAAUGGAGACACGGCAGCUAGAGAAGUUAGUAGAUGACAGGAGUUGUAGUGAACGGAACUAGUAUUUUGAAACGACUAGUACAUCAAGGACAAAGUCUACUUCCAGUAUUAAAAGUAAAAGCUUACGAGUAUUUUAGACCAAGAGGCCUUAUUGAAGACAGCGGACGAGGCAUGCAAGUUCAUUUUGAAAUCGAGGACACAAGUCCCCUGCAGCUUACGCAAAAACAGCUUCUGCCUUGCGCCAAAGCGCUAGAUGUGAUUGAUGAACAUGGAAGAUAGCAGUAGAAGACAGAGGUAUUGACGAGCGAGCUUUUAUUUUGGAUCACUGCAAGUAGCGACCACAAGAAAUCUACUUCUGUACCACGGCACCAAAGUAGAACCACGCUAAGCGACAAGUAAAAAUGUACCCAGCGACAACCUUUUCAUCUCUGUAUAGUGAAAAUCGAAAACAAAGACAUGCUCCGUGGAGAGUAUGGAAGUGAAAAAUGUUUCGUGUCCCGAUGCUGAUAGCUAGUGUGCUGGACGAAAAGAAAUUAUACAUCUGAAAACAGCAACUUCAUCAGAAAAGUUCUGACGAUGAAAAAAAGCCUACCACAUCGCACUUAUCGCAGUAGAAGAGAUGAACAAGCGAACAAGUUAGAAAAGUAGUAUUUGUACGAAACCUCCGAGAUGAACAUAAACGUAGCUGUACCCAAUUUAGUACGAACAAAGAUUAGGAGAAGGAGUAUCUGGAUUCUGGUGUCCCCCACUGGAAGAUGAGUCACUACAUUUUUCUUCCACAUGCUCUACAGAAUUUUCACUACCUCAUUUGACAAAGAGUACCAG
This is a messenger RNA of Amoebophrya sp. A120, 15942 nucleotides long. Lineage: Eukaryota; Dinophyceae; Syndiniales; Amoebophryaceae. The record is from the annotation of a GenBank genome assembly.